Sebastes umbrosus (honeycomb rockfish) is the source of this 4791-nucleotide messenger RNA. RefSeq names its product zinc finger protein 652 (gene znf652). Gene Ontology annotation, molecular function: RNA polymerase II cis-regulatory region sequence-specific DNA binding; DNA-binding transcription factor activity, RNA polymerase II-specific. Lineage: Eukaryota; Metazoa; Chordata; Actinopteri; Perciformes; Sebastidae. Gene Ontology annotation, cellular component: nucleus. Gene Ontology annotation, biological process: regulation of transcription by RNA polymerase II. Bases 1 to 2070 code for a protein of 689 amino acids. The transcript is spliced from 5 exons. The record is from RefSeq and is a predicted model, not a curated record.
AUGAAAUCCUGCAAGAGCCUCAAGGAAGAGGUUUCUGUCCCCAGCCUUGGCGGGAUGUCACAGGAGGAAGGACGCAGGGCGCCGGUGUCCCAGUCUUAUUUUCACUCCCCUAACCCAGAUCUGGACCUGGCGGGCAAGCUUUAUAAGAGGGAGGUUGGUGGUAAGCCGUAUUCUGUGUUAGUGGACAAUAAAAUGGCAGCCAAGACAUCCAUGGGAGAUCAGAACAUUGGUCAGUUGCCCACUCAACAUGUGACUCCACAGCAGCAUCAGCAGUAUUUUAGAGAGGGAGGAGCAGGGCAGGAGGUGGGGAGGUCUCAGGCCGGCAACGACGGUACCUCUGAUGACACCGACGAUGAUGACGACGAUGAGGAAGAAGAGGAUGACGAUGAGGAUGGGGAGGAUGAGGGCUUCAAGCGUGAGCAGAUCAUUGUCGAGGUUAACCUGAACAACCAGACGCUUCAUGUAUCCAAGGGGGACAACAAAACUGGAACCACAGCGGAUGAAUCUGAGAGAGCUGGCAGCGACGACGACGACGACGAUGACGACGACGAAGAAGAGGAAGAGGAGGAGGAGGACAGCCUCGAUGAAGAAGACGAUGAAGACGACGAGGAAGAUGAGAUUGAGAGUCGAAGAACGAGGUCAAAGAGGGCCCGUCGUGGUGCGAGUAGCGCAGCAGCUUCCAGCCAGCCACGGAGGAAAAGCCUCCGAACAGCUCUGAGCACUGCUGCCGCUGGGAUGACCACCAGGGGCCGGCGGAAGCGCAUAGAGCCUCCAAAGAGCAAGCGCAGAUCAGCCAGAUCAGCCCCAUCGUCUGCCGGUUCCACGACCACGACGACGGGAGGGAAGGCAGAGGUAGAGGAGAAGGAGGUGCUGGCAUGUGAAAAGUGCCCCCGAGUGUUUAACACGCGCUGGUACCUGGAGAAGCACAUGAAUGUGACACACCGGCGAAUGCAGAUUUGCGACAAGUGUGGCAAAAAGUUUGUCCUGGAGAGUGAGCUGGCCUUACACCAGCAGACUGACUGUGAGAAGAACAUCCAGUGUGUCUCCUGCAACAAGUCUUUUAAGAAGCUGUGGUCACUGCAUGAGCACAUUAAGAUUGUGCACGGCUAUGCGGAAAAGAAGUUCUCAUGCGAAAUCUGUGAGAAGAAGUUCUACACUAUGGCUCACGUCCGUAAGCACAUGGUUGCUCACACUAAGGACAUGCCAUUCACCUGUGAGACGUGUGGGAAGUCGUUCAAACGCAGCAUGUCUUUGAAAGUUCACUCGCUCCAGCAUUCUGGAGAGAAGCCCUUCCGUUGUGAGAACUGUGACGAGCGGUUCCAAUACAAGUACCAGCUGCGCUCCCACAUGAGCAUUCACAUCGGACACAAGCAGUUCAUGUGCCAGUGGUGUGGCAAAGACUUCAACAUGAAACAGUAUUUUGAUGAGCACAUGAAAACACACACAGGAGAGAAGCCUUUCAUAUGUGAGAUCUGCGGGAAGAGCUUCACCAGCCGGCCCAACAUGAAGCGCCACCGCCGUACCCACACCGGGGAGAAGCCCUAUCCCUGCGAGGUGUGCGGCCAGCGCUUCCGCUUCUCCAACAUGCUCAAAGCACACAAAGAGAAGUGUUUCCGCGUCACCAGCCCUGUGGUCCUGCAGACCAGCGGCCCACCUGUGCCUGUCCGCAUCUUUGCCAACACCUUCUCCUCCUCUUCCUCCAUCUCUGGUCCCAGUCCCUCAGCCGCCGCCCCAGCCACCACCUCAGCACCCCUGGGCCUCAACCCGACAGGAGCGCCCGUGCCUCCACGAGGCCCCGUGGGACACACGUUCUCCCACGUACAGCUCCACUCAAACCCGUCUCACCAUCACCCCCACCCGACAACAACCCAGCAGCACCUCUCAAACACACCCCAACACGCCCCACCUCUCCCCCACCACCACCUGGCCGUGCCCGCAGUCUCCCACUUGCCCCCGCCCCCGGCCCUUUUCAAGAGCGAGCCCUUAAACCACUGUGGGCACGAAGACAGCAGCUACCUGCACCACAUGGCUCCCCCUGACAAGGGCCCCGGGGCCCCACAGCACCACUGAACUGUGCUCCAGCUCUGCAGGCCCACACCAAACCGCGCCUUGUUCCUCCUCUUCUCGUAGUCCUGCCUCAGUCUCUGCCCUGAUGAAAGGGUUCUCCUCUCAAACGGAUUUAAAUAAGUCAAGCUACACAUACACACCCAUGUAUGUGAUCCAGAUUCAUACACCCUCAGUGCACACAUUAUUAUUUAAGUUACCCCGGUUAACUGACAAAGAUUUUACAACCUCUAGAAUUUUUUUCUUGAACAGUUUCUUAGGAAAUCAAAAUGAUUUCUGUGCGAGUUCUUGAUCUGUACAUUGAUGGGUGUAAAGUAUCUCCUUUUCAUCAAAAGCUGCUGAUGGAGGUCGACAUAUGUAUUACCUGGACUUCAUGGAUCAUCAUUGAACUUUCCUCUUUAUGUCAAGUUGUGGUUGCACAUAGAUCAGGACUCUCUGUGCAGUUCCUCCCCAUAGCAAUACUCAACCUGUCCUCCUAGUUAUACUGUCGAGCCUGGCCUCCGCAGCAAUGUUUGAUGAAUGUUGUAACUGGUUCGACCUUAGCCUUUCUCUGUCCCAAGGCCAAGGUGGAGAGGGAUCACAGCAGUAGUGCAAGAUGCAGUGCCAUAAGUUACAGUAAGAAGGGGGGGAGGAAUUUUUGUAGGGGAAAUUGGAAAACAGGUUUUGUAAACGGUUAAUUGAGAUUCACAUCAUGGUUAAAUGGUGCUUUCCAUUCCAGUGCAUACAAUAUUUCUUAGUUUUUCUUUUCCAUUUGAUUAUCAGAAGUAUAAUAUUACAAAAGCAACAAUGUAUUGCAUCAGCCUGGCUUUUCUACAAUGAAUUUGAGGUUUGACUUCAUAUGUUGUGGUCAAGAAACCCAAAUUAUGCAGGACAUGCACCCUCACAAGCACACACUCAAAUGGUCACUGAUUUACUCACUGUGAUCAGUUCAACCUCAGCUUUCAGAACUUGUUGGUCAACGGAUGCUUUUAGAUAACAGAUGACUGUCAAAUACUGCCACUGUGAGGGGCCAGACACACGGCCCCAUCAGGAUUUACCCCACUUCCCUUCGCUGCUGUCGAAACGAUACGGGUUACCAUGUGAAAGGUCAUUUGACACACACACACACACACACAGUAUAAACACACACUUGGGACCUUUUUCAUCACAGUUCUUAACAGGCAAUUAUGCAUAUUCCUCUCAGCCUAUAUUCCACGGUUUGGUGCGGGGCGUCGUUGUAAUGUAAGGGUUUGUUUUAUGACUUUUCAUCGUACUGAUUGAUCCACACAGGCGUGUCUAAACCUGUUGAAUGUUGCCUACGCAGAAUGAUGGCUGAUGACUCAUUUAUAUGUUUUUUUUUCAAUGUUCUCUGCUCAGUUUUAAGCUAAUGUAGAUAUACUGUUGUUAGCACAUGAUAGGAAAUGUCAGGAUAAAAGGCAGUCGUCAUACAACUUCUAAUACUUCUUGUAUAGAUAAGCAUACAUGUGAUCAAAUCAGCGUAAGAAAUUACAUGAAUUAAUGUAAUAGCCGAUGGUGUGAAUGUUAUUUGUUUAAAAUGAGCAUAAAGGGUUUGAGUUGCGUGGUUGUUGGCCCUUCACCCAGUCUGAUAGCUAUCAGAUGUGUGUGUGUGAGCGUAUGUGUGCAUGCAUUACCAGUCUGUCUGUCUGGUGGUCCCCAGUGCUCUUUUACCAAAAGCUGCUUUUACAAAGUGUGCCCCAAUAUAUGUGUAUUUGGGGAUACCUGAGACGGACAAUAGCAGUAAAUUGAACAUGAUCCUCGUUCUACCACUCUGAACAGUAUUCAGUCUGAAGUGGUUAAGCUCCGUAGUUUAGGAUGUCCCCUUUUUUUUUAUUUGAGACCUGCAAUUAUCCUGCCAUUUCUGUGGGUCUUAAUACGGCUUUGCUUCUCAUCCUGUCCCCUCGGGUUCACUGCUGUGCUUCACGUUGUUGCAGUAUGGAUCUUUGUCUUGUUUGUUUUUUAUUUUUAAGCCUUUUCAUUUGUGUGUAUUCUCUGCACUUUACUGCUGCGUGGGUGAGGCGCAGGGAAGGGAGGGACUGACAAUGCAUUGUGGAACAGAGUGCAGUUGUGGCUGCAUGGGAAAGGGUGGAGGUGAUUAUUUCGAGUGGAUGUUUUUAGGCAAGGAAAGGAGGAGAAACCCGGGUGGAGGCGGUUAGUGUGGACGGGACCAUAGCAAACUGAAGGACACGUCUUUUAGUAUGUGCAGAAAUUUAUUUCCUAUUUGUUUUAAAGAAAAAGCUCCAAUAUGGACCUCCCCUCAAAGUGAAAGCGGUGUUCCUCCUGCUUCGGCGACUUCACACUAGCCCCUCCAAGCUAUGGCUGAUAUACAUCCUUCUGUUAAUGUUCGUUCAUGGAGCUUCUCUCCGCCAUUAUGUCUCUCAGUUUGUCGAAUGAUUCUCCUCCUCCUUUCUUUGUUAUAUAGAAUGCACUUUCUACUAAAAUCCUUGGCUAGUUAAGAAAAAAUAACAUUGUAUAUUCUUUAAAGAUGUUUUAAAAAAAUCAAUAUACUUUUUUUCCCCUUUGUAUUUUUAACCACUUAAUGUAGCAUUGCGUAUUUUAUUAUUGUAUCUGGUACAAAAUGUGCAGCUUUAUAAUGUCCUGGUUUGUUCCCUUUUUUUGUACGUUAUCUGGAGAUUGAGGAGAAGUGAAAAAGUUGGGCCUUUUUUGAUAAUGUACAUUUAACUGACUGCUAACUUUGAGAAGUAAAGACAAGUAGCCAUGAUUAUCACA